Molecule: messenger RNA, 4074 nt
Organism: Symbiodinium sp. CCMP2592
Lineage: Eukaryota; Dinophyceae; Suessiales; Symbiodiniaceae
Source: the annotation of a GenBank genome assembly
AUGGUCUUCUUGAUCGAGUACUGGCAGCCAGGGGGUGAGCUUGGUGGUGACGUGCGGGAAGUGGCAGAAGCAGAGGCACAAAGCCAGGCCCAAGCCCGCGUCGAGGUGGCGAGCUGCGAUGUUCUGCUCGAUCUUGCAGCAGGGCGGCUGUCGCCCUUGGUCGCCAUGGCCCGCCGCAAGGUGAAAGUAUCCGGAGAGAUGCAAGCUGCUCGUCCACUCGCGCCUUUCCUCAAACGUGCCGUUCCCAAGGCUUUGGGGGAGUUCCAAGAAGGGCGCAGUGUGGCCUCGCGGACUUCGCAAGCGUCCUCCGGCUUUGGCUUCUGGAUGCCCGAUCACGCCUCCCCGAGCUGUGUGUUGUGCGGCCGUGCUUGGAUGCCGAUUAUUCGACAAAGACAUCACUGCCGUGCCUGCGGCUCCCUGGUUUGCGGCCAGUGCUCCUUCUGCCCGAACGGUCGCAGCAGCCGACGUUGUCUGCGAUGCGGAGUCGAUGCUUCGCUGCAGUGGAAUGGCAGCACUGCCAGCAUGAGCUCCAUGUCCAUGUCUGCUUCCGUCAUCAUGACUCCGAGGAUGCAGGAGUCCUUUGUGACCACCGCGGCAGGGCCGAUUGAGGAGAAACGACGAUUACCGAGUCUGCCGCCGAACUCCGAGACGGAAGGACUGCUUCUUGCACAGCUCCAAGCUGCGCUGGCUCCAAAGAUUCGAGCGCCCAUCCCUGCAUCGCAGCCUAGUGAGCGCGAGCAGAGGCUCUGGGAGCGUGUCGUGGCGGCCGAGAAGCGUACGCAGGAAGCGGAGGCCGAAGGAGGUUUCCGAAAGCUGGCUCAGCUUCUGCUUGGGAGGCUGCUGGCUUUCGUCGCCCGCCAUGCCUUCUUGGUGGCUGUUUUCUUCCUGGGAGUCACGUCUCAUGCGGGGCUUCAGCAAGGCGCGCUCUCCCUCGGGGGAGAGAGGUUUUCAGCCUACGGAGAGCACUUGUUCAUCUUCGUCGUGGCUACAGCUGCAGUACUUCUGCUUUCGAUUUUCCGACCUGCCUCCCUGUUGGUUUCAGCUGUCACCCUCUCCGGUAUCGUCUGGCUGCUUGUCAGGACGUUUAGCCUGGACCUGCCUGAUUCGCCUUUCUUGAGUGGUGACUGGCGUGCGCUGGCAUUUCCAGUUGCAGUGCUCCGUCUUCCAGGCUGGUCGACCACUUGUUUUCUCCUGGGUAUCUCUGUCUUGGUCGUGCGCAGGCUGCAGAGCUAUCAUUACUUCUUGCGCUUGGCCGAGAUCUAUGUCACAGCAGCUUUUCCGAUUGCAUUCUAUUUCACGUGCAAGACUGUGCAGAAGGUGUUCAAGCUGUCUGCGCAGCAGGCGCAAGAUUGGAUGUACGACCCAGCGGACAAAAUUGUGGCACCCUUCUUGGGAAAUCGUUUUGCCGCAUUGGGAGGCCUCUUCGUGAAGGCAGGGCAAUGGAUGGCUAAUAUGGCAGCGACGCCCAUCGUCUGGCAGCAGGAGCUGAAGAAGCUGCAGGACUGCGCCCCUAGGGACACAGACACCUAUGUGAAAUCCUUGCUGGAGGCUGAGCUCGGCUCAGAGUUCCAGGACAUCUUUGAAGAGUUCGAGUUCGAGCCAGUCGCGUCCGCAAGCAUCGCGCAGGUACACAAAGCGCGGAUGAAAGGAACGGGUCAACAGGUGGCUGUGAAGCUGCAGCACGAAGGUGUCGAGCCGAUGAUGCUGCUCGACUUGACUGCACUAAAGCGCAUUCUACGAUUCACCUGCUGGCUCGGUGGGAAUGACUGGGACGAGAUCAAGCAGGUCACCGAGGGGUGGAUGAAGGAGAUGAUCCACGAGCUGGACUUCCACCGCGAGGUUGAAAACCUGCAGGAGGUUCGCAAAGGCAUGGCCGAUGCCGGGGUGGACGUAAUCGUGCCAAAAGAGAUCGAAGGACGUGUGUCGAGACGCGCAUUCAUCAUGGACUUCUGCGAGGGCUUCCGCUUUACCGACUUGGAUCAACUGGCCCUGGCCGGAGUGGACCGCAAGGCCCUAAGUGCUCGAGCAGUUCAUGCUGUGGCCACCCAGCUCUUGGAGAUCGGUGUCUUCAACUCCGACCCGCAUGGAGGCAAUCUUCUUUGCCAAGUCCGGGAUGGCACGACCGCCGUCCCUGUUCUUCUUGACUUCGGGAACUGCAUUCGGCUUCCUGAGGAGCAGCGUCUCCUCUACUGCCGCUUGCUAGUGGCCUUGUCUGAGACCAGUAUGACCAGCGUCUGUGAGGCCAUGAAGAACUUGGGCUUCUUCAACUCGCAGACUGAGGUCCACCCCGGGCGAGACAUGGAGUACAUGAUGAUGGUUUUCCGCGACACCGGCAAUCGCAAGCAUCAGAUGGCCGGCAUGAAAGACUUCCGGGAGCUCCGGAAGUCUCAAAACAAGUCGGACAUCGAGGCCCUGGAUGAAAACAUCAAGAAGGACAAGAAGAAAGCGAAGGCAAAGACCGAGCGGUAUCCCAAGAAGAUGCCGCCGGAGGCAGUGCUCUUCCUGCGGAUGAUGUUGCUGGUUCGUGGCCUUUGCUUCCAGCUCGAUGCGGAGCUGCCGUUCCUGCAGCUCUUCGAAAUGCACGCCCGACGUGCGCUUGCCUGUCGAUUUCCCAAAGUGCAGCGCGCCCUGAACGCCGUGUCCAGUGGCGACGAUCGGGGAAGGUCCCGUGCUGGUGCAGCUCACAUGGCAAUGAUAACGCUGAUCAGGGAGGCCAUUGCUGGGUGCUGCGUGGAGCGACCGGGCCUGGGUGUGCAGGUCUGCGUCUACAUCGGUGAGAACUGCGCCGUCGACGAGUGUGGAGGGGUCUUGGGCACUGUGGACCCACGGCCCAUGACCCGAUCCACGCGGAUCCCGCUCGCCGACCUCGCACGUCUUCCCUGGCUCUUGGCCCUCCACAGCGCGGUGAAACAAGGCAUGAUCCAGUACUCCGAGCGCCUGAUGUCCAUGCCCGUGGGCUCGCGCUGCAACACCGAAGCCACCAUCGCGGAUGUCCUCUCCCACCGAGCGUUUCAAGACGGAGAUCCUCGGGAUGCCUUGACGGGAAGCACCGUCACAGAGCUGGCAAAGUUGCAGCACAUGCAGAAAAGGAUGGCCGCUGCAAUCGCUCCCGGGGCCGGGCAAGUCUGCUACCUGCCUUGGGGCAGUGGAUAUGUAGCUGCUGCGGCGCUGCGGCAGCUGGGACACGACGAUGAGGUGGCAGCACUCGAGCGUCUGCUGCCGGGGUUCAAAGUCGCAAAGGAUGGGCAUGAGGAUGCGGAGGAUGAGGAUGAGGAUGAAGAGGAUGAGGACCACGAAGAGGAGGAUGAGCUGGCUCUCAGGGCUUCGACGACGGAGGACAUGGCGACGCUCUCCAGCGCCCUCUUCGCCGACUUACGGGGCAUGGCGGGAGGCGCCAUCGGCAGCUCAGGUGGCAUCUUCACUGGCCCUGCCGCCCAGCCGAAAGCCAGUGCACCCGGGAAGGCGAAGGAGGAGCCGGUAGCAGCAAAGACUGCUGGCAACGGCAAGGCAGACAAGCAGACGGAUGACAGCCCAAAGAAGCAGCCAGACACGCAGCGCAAGACCCUGGCGCGAAGUGUCUUCGAGGAUGCUGGCGGUCUCUUGGCCGAUGUCGGACUUGCGAACCAAGCUGCGUUGUGGGCUUCCGAGGUUUGCCCCGAUUUGGCGUGCGCUUCUUCUGCACGCAGUCUGGCAUGGGUGCUUGCUUCCGCAUGCCCUACGAAAGAUGCAAGGCCAGUGUGCGCGCGCGAGGUCGAGAUAUCGCACAGCCACCCCAUGGGGAUGCUUUUGUCCCAGCUGGCGCCCGCACCACGCAGCUGGGACGACCGAGGGCUGCAGGUGGUGGAGCUGGAGGGCUGUGGCAAAAGAGCCCUAGGUCUCUCCAGCUGUGGCGGACUGCUCGGCCUGGCUUUGCAAUGGCCAGGAGAGGCACUCACUGGCGGCGGCGCUGCUGCUGCUAAGCCAGUGACUGCUGUGGUGCUCUGCAAUGAGCUGAGCAUGGCUGCCGUGCCCUCGCAAAUUCUCGGCAGAGUCGCAGAUGCUCUGCGACUCCCGCGGCCCAAUGGGCUGAUGUGA